AUGACAGGUCUCAUCGACAGCAAAUACAUGGCUCUAUGCCUUGGUUUGAUGAUUUUUAGUUUUGGAUUGUGUUUGGUCUCUACGCAUGCAGAGCUUCAAAGAUUUGAACAUCCUGCAAAAACUGAUGGGACUCUGUCCUUUUUGGUGCUUGGAGAUUGGGGCAGAAAAGGUGCUUUCAACCAGUCUGAAGUUGCUCUUCAGAUGGGAAGGAUUGGAGAGGAGCUGGACAUAGAUUUUGUAGUAUCAACAGGCGAUAAUUUCUAUGAUGAUGGAUUAACUGGUAAACACGACAAAGCAUUUGAGGAAUCAUUUACUCGAAUCUACACUGCAAAUAGCCUGCAAAAGCAGUGGUAUAGUGUGUUGGGAAACCAUGAUUAUAGAGGAAAUGCAGAGGCACAACUGAGCCAUCAACUUAGGAAAAUUGACAGCAGAUGGCUUUGUUUGAGAUCUUUCAUUGUCAACGCUGAAUUGGCUGAAAUUUUCUUUGUGGACACCACCCCUUUUGUCCAAUCUUACUUCACUGAUGCUGGGGGCCAUACUUAUGACUGGAGAGGCAUUGGUUCUCCUAGAGCUUACGUUGCAAACCUAAUAAAGGAACUAAAGUUGGCUUUGCGUGAAUCAAGAGCAAAGUGGAAAAUUGUCGUGGGUCAUCAUGCGAUUAGAAGCAUUGGACAUCAUGGGGACACUGAGGAACUUGUAAGCAAGCUUCUUCCAAUCCUGAAGGUCAACAACGUAGAUUUUUACAUGAAUGGACAUGACCAUUGCCUUGAACACAUCAGUGACACAGAGAGCCCAGUACAAUUUCUAACUAGUGGAGCUGGGUCUAAGGCAUGGAGGGGUGACAUUAAAGAAAAGAACAGAGAUGGUCUAAAAUUCUUCUAUGAUGGCCAAGCUGAGCUUCAGCGAUUCGAGCAGCCUAUUAAGGAAGAUGGCUCAAUUAGCUUUUUGGUGGUUGGAGACUGGGGAAGAAAAGGAAAUUACAAUCAAUCCAAUGUUGCAUUUCAGAUGGGAAGAAUUGGAGAAGAGCUGAACAUUGAUUUCGUUGUUUCCACUGGAGACAACUUCUAUGAGGACGGAUUGAGAAGCGUAAAUGACCCUGAAUUUGAAAAGUCAUUUAGCAAAAUCUAUACUGCAAAGAGCCUUCAAAAGCAGUGGUAUAGCGUUUUAGGCAACCAUGACUACAGGGGAAAUGUCAAGGCUCAGUUGAGCCCGAUGCUGAGGAAUAUAGAUAGCCGGUGGAUUUGCCUGAGAUCUUUCAUUCUUAACACAGAAAUUGUGGAAUUAUUCUUCAUCGACACUACUCCAUUUGUGGACAAGUACUUUCUGAGGCCAAAGCACCACCAUUAUGACUGGAGAGGAGUGAUGCCUAGGCAGCAUUAUCUGUCAAACCUCUUGAAGGAUUUGGAAUCAGCUUUGCAGGACUCAACUGCAAACUGGAAGAUUGUGGUUGGGCAUCAUACUAUCAGAAGCGUUGGCCGUCAUGGGAAAACAAAGGAGCUAGAGGAGCUGCUUCUCCCACUACUUGAGGCAAACAAUGUUGAUAUGUACAUAAAUGGGCAUGAUCAUUGCUUGGAACACAUAGCCAGCAGGACAAGCCAAAUCCAUUUUUUAACAAGUGGAGGUGGAUCAAAGGCAUGGGGAGGGGAUGUUGAUCAACUAAACAGAGACGGAGUCAAAUUUUAUUAUGAUGGGCAAGGUUUCACGUCCCUCGAACUUAGGCAGACAGAUGCAAAGGUCGUAUUUUAUGAUGUUUUUGGCAAAGUUCUGCACAAUUUGAAGCUGUUUAAGCAGCUCAACCCUGUCUUAUAG
This is a messenger RNA of Dovyalis caffra, 1809 nucleotides long. The record is from the annotation of a GenBank genome assembly. Lineage: Eukaryota; Viridiplantae; Streptophyta; Magnoliopsida; Malpighiales; Salicaceae.